This is a messenger RNA of Poeciliopsis prolifica (blackstripe livebearer), 3344 nucleotides long. RefSeq names its product activating transcription factor 5b (gene atf5b). Gene Ontology annotation, biological process: regulation of transcription by RNA polymerase II. Bases 737 to 2254 code for a protein of 505 amino acids. NCBI's taxonomy places the organism in Eukaryota, Metazoa, Chordata, Actinopteri, Cyprinodontiformes, Poeciliidae. The transcript has 4 exons. The record is from RefSeq and is a predicted model, not a curated record. Gene Ontology annotation, cellular component: nucleus. Gene Ontology annotation, molecular function: RNA polymerase II transcription regulatory region sequence-specific DNA binding; DNA-binding transcription activator activity, RNA polymerase II-specific.
CGGGUGUUCCAUCUGCUCGGGAUGUUCAUUAUUCAUCCACGCUGUGUUUUUUAUUUUUUGUUGUUGCAUUUUUUAGUUUCUAAUUAAAUAGUUUGAUUCUGGCGUGACGAGAACGUGAAUUAGAUAAGUAACUGAGAGGCUUUACACACGGUUAUUAGCGUUCUUAUUUUACGAACUACACACAUCCGUUUAGGCUUUUUAAAUAACUUUUAAACCUUCUAAAAGUACAAAUAAAUACCUUUAGAAAAGCGAAAUUAUUUUUCUGGUGGAGCAGUAUGCCAUUUCUUGAAAAGAAAGUAAAAGUAACACCGUGGUAUUGACAUAAAUUGGAGCAGCACCUGUCGGACGGGCUCGUGCCGCUGACGCAAACAGCCCGAGGUCUCUGGAUAAUGGGAAAGUCCCCGGCUUCAUGACGUAACGACCGCGAGAAGUCUGGAAACUGCGGAUUGAUCUCCAGCUCGGUGAUCAGGUCUGGGCAUUAGGAGUUGGAGAAGUAGCGGAUUUAAAAACUUUCUGUCUGCAAGUCUGUUCGUGGUUCUAGCGCUCCAUGAAGAGUCACUGAGUUCCAAAAGCGAAAUAAUGGCUCUUUGAACGGCGUCCUCCUUCUGCGACGUUAAGCUUGCUUUGCUCCUACAAAACAACCGAGCAAGUAUGGGGUCUACAGUUAAUUCCACAACUCUCGCCUCCAGCCAGCGCAUGGUUUGUGCUUUUGGACAACACGAUCGAAGCAGUCGGCAUGAUGGCGGCAUCGAUCCUUCGCAAGAAAAUUCCCCCCAUUUCCACAGGCGAGCUCGGCUCUCCCCCUCUCCCACAGGCUAACCAUAGCCAAUCACGGCUUAGGUCGGGGGCGGAGCCAGCGGAGAGGCAGCGCUUAAUUGGUGAUGGUCACUCUGAUUGGAUGACAGAGAAAGUUGAUUUGUCUUCAUUUGUGUCAACGAGCGAGUCUUCUCCGAGCUCAUCUCUUCCACCCUCGCCGUUAGAACAAGAUGUCAAGGUGCCCUCGGAUCUGGAGGUUAUGACCUCCCUACUGCAGGAGGAGCUGGCUCAGCUGGAGGACUACUUCCGCUCCGAGUCCACAUCCACCACAAAUAAGUUGGAGAAAUCCUCAAAAUGUGACAAGGUUUCCCAAGCCAUGGGCUCCCAGUCUUAUUAUCAGUUACCCUAUGGCUCAUACGGGACCAGCCAAUCAGAAACCAGCCCUGUGGUAGUUACCUUGGCAACAGGGGAACUGGACCUGGCCAGCUUCUGUGGUGGUCCCAUCAGCAGAACCAAAAUUGCACGGCCCGCCCCAUACAGCUACCACCACCGCUACCACCACAACAAUGGCCGUAGGAUCCUGGGCGAGUCGGUGAAAGUCGGCGACGAAGUGGGUCUGGAAACUUGGGGCUCCAGGGGAUGUUACUCAGGGAGCACAGAGUUUUCCGUGAACCACUACUCCACACUGAAGACCGUGAGCAAGAACAGCAUCGGGAGCGUGAAGAAGGUGAGAGAAUGUGCUUUAUCGUUGAAGGAGGAGGAGAGUUACUGUUUUUCCGAAGGAAUGUUUUGCAGCGAAGAGAUUGCCAGAGGUUUCUGCUUGGGUAGCUCGUUCGACGGCCACCACAAGCGAGAAGGACAGCUGAUGCACAACGUGAAGGUCAAUGUAAGUUACGACAGCGCAGGGCUUGAGGUCUUGCACUGCAGCAAGGAUGGCGGACUCUCUGGAAGUCUUCCCCAAGAGACAAUGGCGGGCGGUGACAGCUACUUCCAUCAGUCCAUGGCCAGCACGGAUCCGUACCAUAGCUUUAUAGGAGACCUAGACCAGCCGGCUCAGGCACAGGCUGUGGAGCCCCAACACGGCCACUACCUCUAUCCAGAAUGCCUUGCGGACCAAAGCUAUGAAUGUCUGUCGAGAGGGGAAGGUGAGGGACCACUGCUGGGUGCCCCCAUACAUCGCCCCACCCAGAGGUUAAAGGACGAGCCCUGCUCCAUGAAGCCAGCUCUGGUGAUGGGAGCGGGUUCCCUGGAUACCAGCAAUGGAGAAAGGAAGCAAAAGAAAAGAGACCAGAACAAAACCGCUGCUCACAGGUACAGGCUGCGUAAGAGGGCGGAGCUGGACUCUCUGGAGGAGGAGUUGCACGGACUCGAGGGACAGAACCGGGAGCUACGUGACAAGGCGGAGUCGGUGGAGCGAGAAAUCCAGUACGUCAAAGAUUUACUGAUUGAGGUGUACAAAGCUCGCAGUCAGCGGCUCAAACAGGAUGGCAGUGCCUGAAGACACCCCGUCAAACGUCCCCCAUCCUCCACUACCCCAACCUCACCCUCCUCUCACCUCAACCACCGUUCCUCCCAGCCAGCACAGAGUGAACAAUCACGCCAAGAGCACCAACUGGUUUUUGUCUCAGCACAAUUGAAAGGGUAGUUGCAUGAUCCUGAGUGUUCAUAUCCAGAAAAACAAAAAAGAGAGACAGAACAGAAAGAAACUUUGUCCUGAAAAAGAGAAGUGUGGAAGUGGGUGAGUGAACUGUGAGAAGCCUUAGUGAGGUGGCUUCGUGAGGAGAUGCCGAACUUGUCCGUGACCACUGUGAUCCGAACUGAACUCACAGCCUUGUGAUGACGCGCCGAUGGAUCGUCAUUGCUCUCUGGAUUCGUGGUAGUCAUUCGAAAUUUGCUAGUCGUUUUUUUUCGUGGCACACAUCGGCAGCAUCAAGGCAGACUCAUACUAAAUAUAUAUAUUUUAUUUUAUAAUUUUAUUUUUACCUGAUAACUUAUCGUUUGGUUAAAACAAUCAAAUGAAUAAAGGGGAUUGCUGGCGAAAGUGUGUAACAUGCUUUAUGAAUAUUCACUACUGCAGACAUUUAGAGAAUUUGUAUUGCUAAACUGUUGAGUACUUCCACCUGUCCCCCCUCCCUCUCCACUGAGAUACCCGAUGCAUGUUUGAUUUUGGAAACGCAUGUGCGAGUGUUAUUUGAAGGCAAUAUUAUGUUAACUGCAUGGCUUCAAGAUCUUCACUUCGCAUCAGUUCUCCGUCCAAUCAGCCUACGACUUUUCUCUCAUCUUGUCCCAAUUGAUGCGAUUUCCGCUCAGAUUUUUGGUUUCCUGGACGGAGAGUAAUACAUUUACCCCGCUUUUUAGGUCCCUUCCUUUUUUUACACCUCUCUAUCUGCCCCUUGACUUUAUUUUGCGGACACACAAUCACAUCGAGGCAACAAUGAUCGUUGUCGACUUCCUGGGAAUUUUGUUGUCAAUCGGCUCUAUUUAAUGUAUCUUAAGAUUCAGGUCCUUUUUUUAUUAUUGGAUGUCAAUGAAUUUCUUAUUCAUCAGGUAGAUUACAGCCAAAUAAACCAGUUAUGUGGUGUCACUCA